Molecule: messenger RNA, 1008 nt
Organism: Dujonia railenensis
Lineage: Eukaryota; Fungi; Ascomycota; Pichiomycetes; Serinales; Debaryomycetaceae
Source: the annotation of a GenBank genome assembly
AUGACCGAACAGAAUUCAAAGAAACCUGUAAACGCUGCUGCAAAUAUAUCCACCUUGGGUGGUUUCUUAGCAGGUAGUUUGGCUGCUUGUGGAGCUGUUACAUUCACAAAUCCCAUCGAACUUAUUAAGACUCGUAUGCAAUUACAAGGUGAAUUAUCGAAGUCCGAUAAGAAAAUGCCAAAACUCUAUAAAAAUCCUGCACAGGCAUUCGUUGUGAUUUUUAAGAAUGAAGGUAUAAGAGGUUUACAACAAGGUUUAACGUGCGCUUAUCUCAAUCAGAUUGCUCUUAAUGGUUGUAGAUUGGGGUUAUACGAGCCAAGUAGAUAUUAUUUUACCAAGUUCUUUGACUCUAGUAACUUUGAUGAGGCAUCAGGACCUAAGAGCCAAAGGAUGUUGAUUAAUGUAUGUGCAGGAACUUUUACUGGUAUGGUAGGUGCAGUUAUGGCAAAUCCUUUCUUUUUAAUCAAGACAAGAAUGCAAUCAUAUUCUUCUGCGGCUGCAACCUCUAAGUUAGCAGGUAUAAACAUUGGUCAACAGACAUUCUAUCACAGCACAUGGCAUGGAUUGAAGUCAAUCUAUAAACUUGAAGGAGUUAAGGGCUUAUUUAGAGGAGUUAGUGCAGCUAUGGUGAGAACAGGUUCUGGUGCGUCUGUUCAGUUGCCUGUGUAUAACCUUACCAAACAGUACUUACUUGAUAAUAAUUUGGUUAAAGAUGGUUCAUUGAGCUUGCACUUUUUCGCAUCUUCUACGGCUGGUUUGGCUGUUGCAAUUUUCAUGAACCCUGGUGAUGUUAUCUUGACUAGAGUUUACAAUCAAAAAGGAGAUUUAUAUAAGGGUAUGGUCGACUGUUUCGUUAAGACUGUCAGGGCAGAAGGUGUGAUGUCCUUGUACAAAGGAUUUUGGGCACAAUUACUUAGAAUUGGACCUCAUCUGAUCUUGACCUUAAUGUUUAUGGAACACUCCAUGAAGUUUGUGAGUACUAUUGAAAAGAAGCUCAUUUUUAAUUAA